Messenger RNA from Acinonyx jubatus (cheetah), 2899 nucleotides. RefSeq names its product PC-esterase domain containing 1B (gene PCED1B). NCBI's taxonomy places the organism in Eukaryota, Metazoa, Chordata, Mammalia, Carnivora, Felidae. Bases 834 to 2132 code for a protein of 432 amino acids. The transcript has 2 exons. The record is from RefSeq and is a predicted model, not a curated record.
AUUCGGGAGGCAUCUGCAUACAAAUGGUGAUUGAUAAGGAGACUUGGAUAAUUUGUUUCCACCCGAAGUGGGACUUUUUCUGGUGGGGGGAAGGGUGCUGUGAAUAAUUGCGCUGGAAAAACAGGGGGCAAACCUGAACAGUUUGGGGCAAACAGAAAUGUGAGAGUGGAGGGAUUUACCCAGGGAAAGAGUGUUGAAGAAAAGAAGAAAGGAGCCCAUUAGCAGGUCUUGAGAAAGACCAACAGUAGAGGAGUUGCCCGAGAAAGAGAAACUCACACCGGAUCUUGGGGGAGGUGAGCCGGGAUACUGGAGUGUCAGCCUGGGGCAGUUUUCCUCAGCGAGUCACCUGGGGUGCCCCCAAGACCCCAGGAGCUGGGAAUGCUUUGGGUGAUAAGGCCCACGAGGUGGCCUUUAACAGGAGCGGCCGGGAAAUCACUGGUGAUUUACUGACCAACGUUUCUUGGGUUUGGUGGAGUUGGAAGCCAAAUGAAAGUAACAGGAGUGAGUGGGAGGUGAGGCCCCAGCCACAGCCCGUGCAAAUAACCCGUUUCCAAAGUGGCCUUGGAGGGGAAGCAAAAGAUAGGACUGUCCUGGAGGUGGAGUCAAAGAAGUUUCCUUUCUUUUUGAAAGCAAGAAACCAGAAUGCGUUUAGUGCUUAAGGGAAGGAACCAGCCACAGGAGAGGGAAGAAAAAGUAGAAUGCGUAAUGACCCCCUCUCCAGGGGACAGCGUGGAGCAAAGUUCCUGAGCCGCCAGAGCUGAGAAAUUACCUUUACACCUGAGCAGCAACCUGAAGACCUCCCGGGUGGAGAGGAAAGACCUAGGCGGCGCACCAUGGCCGUCAUGGCCCACCUGCUGGCCGCCGACGUGCAGCAGCUGCUCCACAACAAGUUCGUGGUCAUCCUGGGAGACUCUGUCCAAAGGGCCGUGUACAAGGACCUGGUGCUCCUGCUGCAGAAGGACCUCCUGCUCACUCCCACCCAGCUCAAGGCCAAGGGGGAGGAGAGCUUUGAACGGGACAAGCUGGUGGACGGAGGCCAGCGGGGCCCCAUGCACAACGGCACCCAGUACCGGGAGGUCCGCCAGUUCUGCUCCGACCACCACCUGGUGCGCUUCUACUUCCUGACGCGCGUGUACUCCAGCUACCUCGAGGCCAUCCUGCAAGAGCUGCAGUCCAGCCAGCACGGCCCCCCGGACGUGAUCAUCAUGAACUCCUGCCUCUGGGACCUCUCCAGGUACGGUCCGGACUCCUGGAAGAGCUACCUGGAGAACCUGGAGAGCCUGUUCGAGCGCCUGGGCCAGGUUCUGCCCGAGUCGUGCCUCCUGGUGUGGAACACAGCCAUGCCCGUGGGCAAGAAGAUCACCGCGGGCUUCCUCCCGCCGGAGCACCGGCCUGAGGAUUCCUCCCUGAGAGACAGAGUCAUCGCGGCCAACUUCCACAGCUCUGCGGAAGCGAAGAAACACGGCUUCGAUGUGCUGGACUUGCACUUCCACUUCCGCCACGCGGGGCGCCACCUGCAGCGGGACGGAGUGCACUGGGACCAGCUCGCGCACCGCCACCUCUCCCAGCUGCUGCUGGCCCACGUGGCCGACGCCUGGGGCGUGGAUCUGCCCCGGCGGUACCCGGUGGGCCCCUGGAUCCGGGAUGGCCCCGCGAGGACCGGACCCGGCUGGGGAGUUGAGCGGCAGCCCCAAGCCAGCCCAGAUCAACCGUCCAUGCCUCCUGCCGGGUACCGCCCCCUGCUCCCACUUCCCCAUCUACCCCCGCCCCCGCCUCCCCUCCUGCCCUUGCCCCCACAUCCUCGCCCUUUUCCCUUUCACCCUGUGAUGACCAGAUUCCAGUUCGGUCCCCGAGAUCACUUUUCUGCCUCAGACCAUCCUUUCCAGUCCGAUCAGUUCUCCUCAAACCAUUUCCAUUCAGAUGUCCCCUCACCUACCCAGACAGGAUUUUCCUUUGAAGAUGAUCCCCAGCCACCCAGGCCCCCUUUCCCCACACCCUACCUGCAGCGGGCCCCUGUGGUUCAUAGGGGGUUUCCCCGGCAUCUACCUCGUGGCCCCUAUGUGCCCUGGGGUCGGCGGCCCAGAUCUUCCAAGAGACAGGCCCCAUCCCACCCACAGCCAAGGCCUCAAUAAACUGACUUGGGGGCCUUACUCCUCAUGGUGGACAUGGACUGGGCAGAUCAUCUGACUCUCCUGAAACAGCCUGACCUUGUUAACGGAAGCCUUUGCUCCCUGCUUGGACUUCUUUUUGGUCAUUGCUGUUACUAAUAAUGGCCUAGAAGAGCCCUUCAACCAUUUUUGUUGGCUGUGGCCUUUUCCUCCAAUCGCUGGCGGUGACCAAGCAUUAUUCCUGUCUCUCCACUCCCUGUCCUCUUUGUCUUUUUGUAAACCUAAAAUUGAAAUAAAGAAGUAGUUUCACAAAAGUAGUUGUAGAUUUUGCGUGUGUCUGUAUGUAAUGGUGCCUCCCCUUUCCAUUAAAUAAUUAGCUUAAAAAGCAAGGACGGUAUCUGUUGACUUGAGUGUUUAUGGCAUCUACUUGACAAACUAUUCAAAGUGGAAUUUGUCUAAAAUCAUUCUGAGGCUUUCCAUAAAAUACACCUGAUUCCUUACGAAUAAGCAGAAGAACUUUAAUUUUUUGUGGUCUUUUCCAGAGAUUCUCAAAGACUCAUUGAAUUUUAAAACUGGGAAGAGUGGGGGCGCCUGGGUGGCUCAGUCGGUUAAGCGGCCGACCGGCUCAGGUCAUGAUCUCGCAGUCCAUGAGUUCGAGCCCUGUGUGGGGCUCUGUGCUGACAGCUCAGAGCCUGGAGCCUGUUUCAGAUUCUGUCUCCCUCUCUCUGAUCCUCCCCCGUUCAUGCUCUGUCUCUCUCUGUCUCAAAAAUAAAUAAACGUUAAAAAAAAUU